Molecule: messenger RNA, 453 nt
Organism: Rangifer tarandus platyrhynchus (Svalbard reindeer)
Lineage: Eukaryota; Metazoa; Chordata; Mammalia; Artiodactyla; Cervidae
Source: the annotation of a GenBank genome assembly
AUGUAUAAAACGACUCCUUUAGAAGUAAAGUUUUGUCAGUCUCCCAGAGAGGCUGUCAGUGUCCUCUUUUCAGAAUCUACUCCGCCGAGCCCUCCACAAGUGGCGCCCAACGUGGGACCUCGAAGUCACGACAAGUUGAACACGGAGAAAGAUUCCUGCAGAAGGAGAUGGAGAAGACAUCUAGGCUCUGCAGCGGUACAUACGUCAACAACCAAGAUCCCUCGGGAACAAAAAAUAGGUGACCCACAUCACCAAGAGAAUGGCCACAAUGUCACUGGAGGAAGAGAAACAACGGGAAGGAAGGAAAGCUACUCCAGCUCAACCGUGCCCCCUUGGGCACAGAUCAAGAAUCUGACAAGGAAAGCUAAAGAUGUACUGAAAGAAACCGGAACCCCUUUAACUCCUGAUAAACUUUUCUUGGGCUUCCAAUGCCUCUGGAUCAGAUCCUCCUGA